ACAAAACGCAUGCGCGUGCUGCGCCAUGUACACAAUUGAUCCAUACACCCCCGAGAACCCCGAGAAGCCCUUUUUCACGACGACCGCCGAGCAACCCUCCUGUACACGAUAAUUACUGACACCUCGGUACAUAGCUAUUAUGGAUACGGACAGGACCUGGUGCACUCGUACUGCCGAGUAACGUCUCGAAGAUCAGCAUGGAGUUCAAUAAAAAGAUAUACGGAGGACAUCAUGGAGCCAGGAAAUUCUGGCGCGAAAUGCUCCCCCGAAUAAAAUUCCGCAACCCCGCAAUCCCCAUCGAAAUCUCACGUCACGAACAAGCAGAAGGCCCUUCGCUCCUCCACAUCUACACCACCGCAUUCCCUCCCGACACGUCCACCAAUCCCGCAACCAAGGCCCCCACGCCGCCAUCCAGCACGCCGAACGCACAAAACACGCUCACGCCUGACACAGCGAAGCCCGAACACACCAUCGACAUUCGCUCCAUGUCCGAGCUGACCAUCCUCGAGCAGUUAAUUGCGAAGACGGGCGCGGAAGUGAUUGAGAUGACACCAGAAGAGCAGGAAGAGUGGGAGGAAGUGCAGAAGUUCAAGGAGACUAGUGAGAGGGAUCGACAGACUGUGAGGGAUAAGCUUAUGCGGGAGAGACAUGAGCAGGAGUUGAUGAGGAUUGCUCGGGGUGAUGCCGCCUAG
Molecule: messenger RNA, 692 nt
Organism: Periconia digitata
Lineage: Eukaryota; Fungi; Ascomycota; Dothideomycetes; Pleosporales; Periconiaceae
Source: the annotation of a GenBank genome assembly